UGAAGAAGUUGUAAUUGCUAAAGAUUUAUAUUGUUAUAUAUUUUUUAAAUCCUUUUACAUCCAAAUAAAAAAUGGAUCUUUACGAAGUAAAUAGAUUUAAUUUUUUGAAUCGAAACAACAAAUUAUCCAGGAUGGCGAUCGAUUUGGCCGAGUAUCAAUUCGAAGUUCAACAUGUCCGAGAAGUAGAAAAUUGUGAUGCUGAUGCAUUAUCGCGAAUCGAGGUAUCGGCUAUUCAGUUCGACGAACUAUGGACAAAAUUACAACAAAUGCGUAAAAAGAUGCCCAAAUCGUUUGUUAAACAUAACAAUUUAUAGUAUUUUCUUAACGAUAAUCUAUCCCGAUUGUGUAUUCCUCAAUGUAGAGUUGUUUAUGUGAUGAUUUUGAGUGUUUGCAUUGUUCUAAACACGUGUGAUCUUUGUCUCAUUGUAGUACAAUUGUAG
Messenger RNA from Dermatophagoides pteronyssinus (European house dust mite), 440 nucleotides. RefSeq lists its product as uncharacterized. The record is from RefSeq and is a predicted model, not a curated record. Lineage: Eukaryota; Metazoa; Arthropoda; Arachnida; Sarcoptiformes; Pyroglyphidae.